Molecule: messenger RNA, 9264 nt
Organism: Anopheles coluzzii
Lineage: Eukaryota; Metazoa; Arthropoda; Insecta; Diptera; Culicidae
Exons: 7
Coding region: 578-5026 (1482 amino acids)
Biological process (GO): positive regulation of kinase activity; protein phosphorylation; multicellular organism development
Cellular component (GO): signaling receptor complex
Molecular function (GO): ATP binding; transmembrane receptor protein tyrosine kinase activity
Source: RefSeq, a predicted model, not a curated record
AUUUUUCUUAGAGUUCAAAAAACAAAAAUCAGUAAAAUAUUUAUUACGACAAGCGUUCACCAACCGAAACCUAGCCUCCGAGCGUGUGUGUGUGUGUGUGUUACUAUGGUGAUGUACGGCAAUUGUGGCCAACGACCGCUCAGGGGACGACAAAUCAGCAGAAAGGAUUGCAGUGAAGGUCCGUGAGUGAGUGUAGUGUGGUGCCGAGUGUGUCCGAUUUCUACCUCGUCUGUGCGUGCGCUGCUCGUGUGUUUCUGUGUUUGUGGCUGUGAAAGUCACUUCAAAAAAUCUCGUGCAAAUACCUUCAUGAAGAAAGGCGGGAAAGAAGCAGUGCAAAAAUAAAAAAAAUAAAAAAUAAAUAAAAAUAAUCCAAUCCAAACGACCGUCUGUGCCCGUGGAUCACUGCGAAAAAUCGACCAUAAAACCAGUUUUAUGCUGCACCGGGGGAAAAGCGCCGAAAUACUCCUCUGAACGAAACUCUAAGUGAACGAAAUAGUGAACUAUACUGCCAACAGUGGAAUAAAAAGAACACCUAAAAUAUCAAUAAUUUAAAAGCUACAUUCACACAUCGACAGAUAUGAAAGCUCUCUUAAAGCAUCUGAAAAUAUUCCCACCAAAGAUGACGCUGGCCAUGCGUCCGGGAGUGCGCUUCCGGCUCUUCAUACUGCUGCUGCUGUACGCCAGCACGAUCGGCACGGUCAGUGCCUUCAAGCAGCCACUGUCGAAGCUCCGCUACCUCGAACACUUCCAGUACGAAUGCUUUCCACCGGAGGCAAAAGCUAAUCUGGUGCCACGCUUUGCCUCCUCGAAUCAGAACGACUCGAUCUCGCUUCAGGUGUCGCGCCGCUACACGCAUCAGAUUGUGUCGCGCGUGUACGCAAUCUUGCUGCGCGAGGUGCUCGGCUACGGCAACGUGAAGAUGGUGGAGUAUUCGGACGAGCUGCCGAUCUUGGAGAAGGAGCGCAUCAGGAUGUUUCAUACGCUCGAGCAUCUGACGAGCUACGGAGGUGAAUGGCCCGAUCCAACGAUCGAUCUGGAGGUUUGGCUACUGUCCGACUACCAUUACAUCCCGGGCGAGAUCCGUGAAGCGGGAGCCAUCGCAAAUCCGGGCCGAUUUGGGCUGUUCCUGCCGAAAGCGCUGAUACGCAAGGAGGACAACUUCCCCAAGCCGCUGAUCUACACCCUGUUCCAGGAGGACUCCAACAACCAUCGGUACUACGAUUUCAUCAAGAAGUUUGACAUCUCCCAGCCGGUGCUGGAAUCGAUCUACCGAUAUGCGGAGCGCAAGUGUGACAACGACUGCGACGACUACGGUAUGUUUGUGCCGACCCAGUGCACCCAGGGCGUGAAGUGUGCGCUGGUGCUGGCCCCACACUACGAGGACACGCGCUUCCUGGUGCAGCACAUCACCGAGAUGAACUUCCAGCUGAAGGUGAUCUGGUUGGGCGAUCGGCUAAAGCUCGGCAUCCGGCAGCUGAUGAAUACGUACGGGGGCGAUCGUAAGAAUGGGAAGAAGUUUCUCGUGUUUCACUGGACGCCGUCGGAGGUGAUCAACACGCGCACGAUGGAGUACGUACCGAUCACGAUGCCCCGGUGUGAGGAUAUGAUCGCGAGCAACGAUACGGGCUGCAAGUACGAGAUGACGCCGCUGCUCAAGUACUAUGGGAAAAAGUUCCGCGAGGCGGACUACGCCUUCAACUCGCUCAUCUUAACGCACUUCGAGGAGCAGAGCAUGCAGCAAAUCUUCGACCUGUACGAUGCGCACGAGCCGGAAAUUAUGCGUGUGCGCGAGGAAGGCGAUCCGGACCAGACGCGGGUGGCCGAGAUUUACAAUCAGAUUGCGUGCGAGUGGAUGCAAGCGCAGGAAAGCACUUGGAUGCGAUGGAAACCGGAGGACCCGAAGGAGGAGGUGUACAUUGGGGGGAUCUUUCCGCUGACCGGGAUGGGACCGUCGUAUCUGGGGAUUGCACCGGCCGCCCUGCUAGCGCAGGAUCAUAUCAAUGGGAAUGGUACGAUCUUGCCAAACUACGAGCUGACGGUACAGCAGAACGAUGGCCAGUGCCGGGCGGACACGGUGAUGAAGUCGUUCAUCAGCUACUACAUCCAGCAGACGCGCAUGAUCGGCAUUCUGGGUCCUGCCUGCAGUGAAACGGUCGAACCAAUUGCUGGUGUUUCGAAGCACUUCCGGAUGGCUGUCAUCUCCUACUCCGCCGAAGGUGCUUUCCUGUCCGAUCGGGAAAAGUAUCCGUUCUUCUUCCGCACGAUCGGCGAAAACCGUCAGUACGAGCACGUGUACGCUCAGCUGCUGCAGCGCAUGAACUGGCGCCGGGUAGCGGCCCUGACGGAGGACGGCCAGAAGGCGACCGAGUACAUCUCCUACAUGGAAACGCUGCUCAAGGAGCGCUCGAUCGAGCUGAUCUCGAACAAAAAGUUCCCGCGCGAUCGUACCGAUACCGAAAUGAACCAGUAUCUCCUAGAUCUAAAGUCCAAAAGUGCUAAAAUCAUCAUCGCCGACGUGGACGAUAAGGUGGCGCGGGUGAUAAUGUGCGAGGCGUACAAACUCGAGAUGACGGCCGAAAAUGGAUACAUCUGGUUCCUGCCCAUCUGGCUGUCGAACGUGUGGAACUUCAGCUCGGAGGUACCGGGCGGUGAAAACGGUGCCACCGCCGUACCACCAACUUCUACCAACAGAACGACGCGUGGCUGCACCAACAGCGAGCUGCUCCGCGCCAUGAACGGGCACUUCUCCCUUUCGCACGCCCCGUACGCCGACGACGACAGCAUCCUGGACGUGAACCGAAGCGCUACGGUGCGGGACUGGAAGCAGGCGUACAACGUCUCCCUGUCCGAGUACAACUACAUGGCCUCGGAUUACGCCGGCUUUGCGUACGAUGCUGUCUGGGUGUAUGCACUAGCCUUCGAUCGACUGCUCCGGGAAGAUCCUUCCUAUAUUAGCGAUUUGCACUCGCGCCACACCACCAAACGGCUGAUGGAGCUGAUCCGUGAAACCGACUUCCAGGGCGUUACCGGAAGGAUCAAGUUCAAUGAGGCAGGCUCACGGUACACGAUCGUCAAUGUGCUGCAGUUUGUAAAUGGGACGGCUAACAUUGUGGGCCACUUUACGCCCAACAUUUCCGAACCGGACUACAAGCUGCUCGGGGGUGAUUUAGUGCUGAACGAGUCCGCGAUCGUGUGGAUGACGCGGGACGGCCACAUCCCGGACGAUGGUACGCCGGUGUGUGCGCUCGAGAGCUUCGUGCGCAUUUUUGGCAUCUCCUGCGACGAGGUAACGAUGAUCGUCAUCUCGAUGGUGUCGAUCAUUAGCAUACUGAUCCUGUCGGUGGCGUCCUUCCUGUUCUGGAAGGUGCGGUACGACCGGAAGAUGCAAACGUCCGCCAAGUAUCUGCAGAAGCUCGGGAUCGAUCUGCUGUCGCAAACGUCCGGACCGGUCAACACGCUGGACAAGUGGGAAAUACCGAAGGAUCGUGUCGUGAUCAAUCGCCGGCUGGGGGAGGGUGCCUUCGGCACGGUGUACGGCGGUGAGGCACAGAUCGGGGACGAAGGAUGGACGGCGGUCGCGGUGAAGACGCUCAAGGUGGGCUCGACCACGGAGGACAAGGUGGACUUUCUGUCCGAGGCGGAGGCGAUGAAGCGCUUCGAUCACAACAACAUCGUCCGGCUGCUCGGUGUGUGCCUGCAGUCGGAACCGGUCUACACGGUGAUGGAGUUUAUGCUGUACGGUGAUCUCAAGACGUACCUGCUCGCCCGUCGCCAUCUGGUGAAUAGCAAGCAGUCGGAAGACUCGGACAUCUCGAACAAGCGGCUCACGAUGAUGGCGCUGGAUGUGUCGCGGGCGCUCUCCUACCUGGCCGAGCAGAAGUACGUCCACCGGGAUGUGGCCUGCCGGAACUGUAUGGUGAAUGCGCAGCGUGUCGUCAAGCUCGGUGACUUCGGCAUGGCCCGGCCAACGUUCGAGAACGAUUACUACCGGUUCAAUCGGCGCGGCAUGCUGCCGGUGCGCUGGAUGGCACCGGAAUCGCUCGGGCUGGGCAUCUUCACGCCCGCCUCGGACGUGUGGUCGUACGGGGUGCUGCUGUACGAGAUCAUCACGUUCGGAUCGUUCCCGUUCCAGGGGCUGACCAACAAUCAGGUGCUGGAGCAUCUGAAGAACGGCAACACGAUCACGAUACCGGCAGGCGUUAAGCCACAGCUCGAGGGUUUGAUGAAGGCGUGCUGGAACCAGGACUACAAGAAGCGACCCUCCGCCUCGGAGGUGUCCGAGUUUAUCUCCAACUACCCGCGGCUGCUCAACCCAUGCCUGGACGUGCCGCUCGCCUCGGUCGAGAUGGUGGACACGGGCAGUGAUCAGUUCGAGCUGCUGCCCGGGUUGCGCAAGUACAAGGAUGAGUCGCAGCAGCCGACAGCCGACCUGCUCGUCGGCACGCAACCGAUGAACGAUCUGAACAAUGGGUACAACAACGUCAGCAUCAUGUCGACGGGAGGAGCUCAGCGGGCGCACAACCGCGCCCGAGCAAUCAAUCUGAACGAUCUGAACGUGGCGACAGACUUUACCACCGUCAAUCCGAUGCCACCGCUCGACGAUUACGUGGAGGAGGAACCGGCGAUGGCAAGAAGGCAACCCUUUGGUGGGUCCAGCUCGACGCAACGGCAAACCACCUCCACCAACCAUCUGAACGUGUACAACCCGAUCGAGCCGCUGCUGCAGCGCGACACGGAGGUGACCAAGAGCAACAACAGCCUGCUGCGCUACGUGCCAAUGUUUGGGUUCGGGAAGAGCAAAACCGUCACGAUCGGUGGGACGACGAUCGUGACGGGUGGUGCUGCGGGUGGCGGCGGCACCGGUGCUGGUAGGACGGUGCCACCCACCACGGCCCUCCACUGUACGACGUCGCUCGGUGCGAUGGCCGGCCCAAGUUCGCCCCAGUCGCCGACCGGAUCGGUGCUCGGCAUGAGCGGCGGCACGAUGAUCGUGAACGCUCGCAGCACUAGUACGACCAUUUUAUAGCACGCCAAGGACGAAGGGAAGGAGAAGCUGUGCAGUGGCAAGGUGACGGAUCAACCAGAACAGACGCAUGUCAUGGUGGAUCGAGGCGGCGUCGCUUCAGAAGACAACUGAAUCGGGGCGGGGAGUCUGCACCCUUCCCCUAAAAACCAAAUGAAUCCUUUUAUAGAAAAAUGAAACAAGCUUUAAAAAUAUAUGUGUAGGAAAAACUGGGAGGGAAGUUUCUAACAAAGACGCAAAAGAAGGGGGGUAUGGAGAAAUAAUUAAACAAUAAUAUAGCGCUUCCUUAUACUACAUAGACAUAUGUAUAUAUGUAUGCGCCGUAAUAAUCUGCCAACGGGAAUCAUUCAACACUGCUCGAGGAAUCGAAGGAUCGAAGAUUUUACCACUAACAAUAGACAAUUAGUUUUAAGAAAACGUUUGUUUAAGGAGCGCACCAACAGUGCAGAAAGGGGGAGAAGAUUAGUCUACUACUUUUAUGCACAGUCAGAAUUCAACUAUUAUUUAAUUUUGAUUUUUGUUUGUUUUCAAAACCACACCACCGCCAAUGCCACGAUUAAAAGGCGAAUUCUGGCUGUAUAUUAAACAUAGGUGUAUAGCAAACCCAAACACAGCCACAGCGAUAGAGCCCCAGAGAAAAGCGAAUCCAAUUGGAACAGAAAUAAUUGCGAUCGAGCAUAAUAAUCUCAACAGUACAAACUAACUCAAUACCGUCCACAGGAGCGCAUAUUGUAUGCAAAAGCACAGCAACAAACAGAAGAAGAAAAAAAACACACACACACACAAUACAACUGUAGAACAAUAGACGUGAAAUAAGAGAGAAAAGCGAAAUAUUUAACAGACAAGAAGGAAAGGAGAAGUCGUGUGAAAAUUUUCUCACAUUGCAUCUAUUAAAUGAUACCAUGAUAAUGAUGAUUACAUUACAGGGUUUUUUCAAGAGUUCUCAUAACUGUGGGACACUUUAUCCACUCUUUCUUCUUGGAAAUGAACUUAAUAUAAUGGGAAUUGCACUCUAUAGCACUCUUGUUGAUCAAAUCCAAUAGGAAUUUCUAAGGAGCCUGUCCUAAUAGGAUGAAUUCAAUUUCCAUCGUAUGAAGUUCAUUUCCUAUAAGUAAGAGUCAAGGAAGUGUCGCACAACUAUGAAAACCCCUGGAAAACCCUCCCUGUAUACCUUGUUUAAGGCUAUGGAUUAUGAAAAUAGGUGGUAGUAGAAGUUGUAGGGUUCCAACCCCGGUAAGGGACGAUCAAUACGUUCAUGUUAAUUUGAGGCCAAGGGUGAAAUUAGCGAAAAGAUUAUUAUUAUUACCAAUUUAUUUGAAUUAUUGUGAAAAUUGCACUCUCUGCGCACGUUUUUACCAUUUAGUGUCUGGGAGUUUAUAUGUAGCGAAAGACAGUGGAGUGGGUGUAAAAAUAGUGAAUUCGUGGUGUUAUUUGUUUUGUUUAGCAAAAACAAAAAAAAAGAAGAAUAGCAGUAAAUAGAGUAAACGACCACGCUAAAGAUAAUAAUCCCAAUCAUAAUAAUAAUGCUGAUGAUAGCCAAAUUUUUCUACCACUCAACUAUAUAACAUAAUCGGUCGAUUAGGAUGAUUAUGAGGAUGAUGAUAGGGUCGAGAUGAUAAUGAUAGGUAGUAGUCUUUAGCCACCACCACUGCUGGGUAGUGAUAGUAAAUAUCGAAUCUAGUUUCUAGUAGCAUUUAGAAAACGGAGCAGAGAGCGAAGAGAAAGAGAGACUAGAAAGAAAUAGGGUUUGCUUGCUAUUUUAUCCUAGACAAACACCUCUGUUGUUAUGGUAACGAUCUGGGAUGUAGUCGAUCCGUUCUAUUAGGGGGUGAGACCUACUAGAACCCAAUCUCAUGUAAAGGAGCAAGUAUCACCACCACCAAAUCAAAUCAAGAGAAAGCGGAAAGGAGAAAGCAAAUGAAAACAAAAACAUUGUGAUUAUCAAAAGAAAUAUUCAUCAUUUAAUCUAAAGCAAGAAAAAAAGGAGAAGAAAAACAUGUUACUAAACCAUGAGGCGCAAUAUUAGUAAGCAAAGGAAGAGAGGAAAAGGGCAAUUUAGAGAUUAAAAGAUUGGUUUGUUGGAGCAACAAAUACGCGGAUACGCGUACGAACGAGAUGAACCAAAGGUGCGAAAUGCGACAAAACGGAAUUUCAACAAAAGAAUUAUUGUAUGAUAUCCCCAAGCAACAGCAACACCAUCAAAGAAUGUAGUGGUUGUUGCAGGAUGCAUUCAGUCCCAAAGUACCUUUCUUCAUGAUUAGCGAGAUAAUUCGGAAGCUCUAACAGUCGGCUAGUACACACCUUUACAUAAGAAGGUGUCCCUUUAGCGGAAGGAAAUGGAAUGAUUUAACAUUUUUUUUGGGUUAAUUUAAGUUUCCCCCUUUGUUGGUGGCUUAUCAACUACAGAGAAUGCAAACUACUAUCUCAAAAAAACACACACACACUCACCUAAAAACUGCCAACCACUACAAACUUAACGUACUAGAUAAAACAUAAACACACACUGAUACAACAAUAGUGCUGCCAAAUAGUUUUUUUUUUUCGAAAGAGCAAAACCAAAAAUGAAUGCAUUUAAAGUUGGCUUUUCUUUUUAAUAUAAAACACUUUGAACUUUAUAAGCUACCUCAGGGGAUGAAGAAGAAAAGUAGUGACAAAAUUUAGUCCUUUUUUGUAAAACACCAAACAGCAGGCGUGGUAGUGUUAGCACCAUGGAAACGUUCCGAUCUGCUCGGCAGUGUGUGUGUGCUCUCUCGCUCUCUCUCUAGCCGGCAAACAUAAGACUGAUUAGUGUGUAAGGAAGACCCCCCUUCCAGUGGAGCAUUAGAGCAAGUCAGUGCGUACUUGGAUAGGGGUUGCGGGGGUUGCAAAAGUCCGGUAGGAGAAAAGCACCACCGAAGGGCCAGAAGGGACGUUUCUAGGAUUUUUUGAAAAAAAAACAAUGCCGUUUAGUAGAAGAAAAAACGGAGGAUCAUUUUGCCGGAUAAAGGAGCUUCGUUUUUAGCUAGUGCAAAUUUAACCCAGUUUUACACCUUCCCAAUCAUCGCGUAAUGGAUAUGAUGUACACGAUUGGUGUAUGGUGUACGAUCAUUAAUCAUGCUAUAUAGAACAUUAUAUACAACACACACACACAAACCACACACCAAGCAGAGACAACGCUUGUAUGGUUUAUAUAUACAGAACUAAUGUGUAUGACAAAAUAAAGCAAACACACAAAAAUGGAUUUCUACUACAAUGAUUAGAGAGGAAGUUUCUUUGUUCUCGCGUUGCAUUACACAUUGCAUUCCAUUGCUCAUCCGAAAACGGGAAUUCUCCUCGAUGUUGUUGUUGUUGUCAUCUGCUAGCUGCAUAACCCGCCACACCACUUUCUAUUUUUACUAAUAGUGUGUUUUAUUCUUUACAAUCGCAAUAAACAUAAUUAUUUUUUUUGCUCUCUCGUCAUCUCUGUUAUUAUGUUUCACACCCCUCCCUUCUCCUCCUAUCCCGUUCUCUUGUCUUUCCUGCUUUUUGUUUGUUUGUUUGUUUGUUUGCGUGCUAGAGUUUGCAAGUAAAUCCCACCAUUUAUAUACUCUGUCUGUCUGUUUCGCUCCUGCAGAAGAAGGAUUAGGAUUUUUAUAGUAAAAAUAGAUACUUUCAUUUACUUCUUUUGCCCAAAGACACACCAAUGCCGGAGGGGGAGGAGGAGGGUUGGUUAUUGAUUCACGUUACUACAAGCAGCAAGGAAUGUGUCUUUUUACUCAUUUUAAAUGUCUCUGUGGGUUGUGAUUUGGGAAAGGGAAGAGGAGCAAGGUUGUGUUACCAAUUUGGUGCAUGAUGUGGUAUGCAAAUUGUAUGAAAUUUAUAAAAUUGUACACAGCACUCACACACACACACAAGUCGGUCUGCGACGGAGGACAGUAUUGUUCUACAAAUGUUAGUAUUAAUUCCAGUAAAAAGGAUUAUUUUGUCAUUAGACAAGGACAAGAGUACAAGGGGAGCGAAACCACCAGGAUCGAAAGCAUAUGUUUACACCUUCCAAUGUUAUGUGUGUGUUUGUUUCAUAUUCUUAAAUAUUUGAUUCAUCAUCCUUACAUACGAUUCGUAAAAACUUUAACCAAAUUUAUAUCCAGUUUAGACAAAACAUGGUUUUAUAAUAGAAAAAAGAAGCUCUAUGUAUCAACAAACAAAACAGUUUCAAAUUGGAUGUGAAGAUGAAAGCGUGAAACGUUUGUUACGUUACUCUUCAUUUUGUUUUUUUUUUUCUU